Molecule: messenger RNA, 2595 nt
Organism: Procambarus clarkii (red swamp crayfish)
Lineage: Eukaryota; Metazoa; Arthropoda; Malacostraca; Decapoda; Cambaridae
Product: XK-related protein 6
Biological process (GO): phosphatidylserine exposure on apoptotic cell surface; apoptotic process involved in development; engulfment of apoptotic cell
Cellular component (GO): plasma membrane
Source: RefSeq, a predicted model, not a curated record
AAAGAGAAAGUUAAAAGUGUAGGAUGUUAGCAUAAGAGGUGGAGGUGUUUACAGUGCGGGGUGGUGGAGGGAGCAGCGCCAGUGUGGCUCCGGCCUAGCAGGACUGUGCGCGGCUCCCCGUCCCUCUGCUCUCCUACCUCUCUCAGCGUACACAGGCGAGUACCGUGGAGACUGCUUGACGCGGGGCUUGGCUGAGCCAUGACAGAGGCGGGAGAGAGAAGCCAACUUAGAGGCGAGGCGGCGGUCCCGGCCAUGACGGAGGCGUGGGGUAGGAGGAGCCAGCGUAGUAGUGAGGUGGCGGCCAGGGACCCAGAGUCCCUCCAGGAGGACCAGCGAGUCCCGUGUUGCUGCGGCUUGUUUGGCCCCCCCUGCUCCACCUGCUUCAGGAUAUUUAUGAAGUACACAGUGGGACGGACGCUGCAGCUGGUGCUGUACGUGCUGGACAUAGCUACGGACGUGGGCGUGGCGGUGGCAGACUACAACAAUGGUGACACAGUGUUCGCCUCCAUAACGCUGGGGUUGGUGUUUGCUCCGGGAGUGCUCUUCGCCAUCUACCAGUUCACAGAGGUGUUGACCAGCCACACAGGCUUCCUGGCCUGCCUUAAGGCACCACUCUGGCUCUUCAGCUUCCCUCUACUGCCCCUCUGGCCUGUUGUAAGAGAUUUACGGCAGAUAUAUCAUGGCAUUAUGGCCAUGUUGCCGAGCAAGCGGGAGCAGCACCUCCACCACCUAGACCGACCCAGCCGUGCCUACCUUAUUAAGUUCCUCGAGGCCUUUACUGAAGCUGCUCCACAGUUCUUACUUAGACUCUACAAGAUUACACUCAAGAGCCAAAACCUACCUUUCUCUCAGUUUGAAACAAUAGAGGUGGCCCAACUUUCCUUCUCACUUCUAACACUAGCCAUGAAAAUUAUCUCAACCUACCAGAAGAACGUUACAACCCAACAAAUCAUCAAUGGUGACAUGGAAGACAACCAGCAAUUUAAGCUACCCUGCUGUAUUCAGAUAGUGGCAACUGUGUGGUGGGCGUCAUUCCUUGUGGCGAGGUUUGAGGCCAUGGCGCUCUUUGCUGGUGCUUAUAAGUGGUGGAUUUUUGUGGUUAUCGGCAUCCAUGUUGUGCUGGUCGCUCUCUUUCAAACAAUGGCAGUCAAGAAGAACAGGAUUAAGAGGAUAUUUAUUUAUCUCUUCAGUGGUUUUAUCUUUAUCUUUGCUUAUUUAGAGUUCAAUAUGAAAGCUAGAGUAAAGGUGGCCCCAUGGUUUCCCUACACAAUAUACGCUGUAUUAGUGUUCAUGGAAAACUCCAUCAUGUUGGUGCUAUGGUUCUUUGCUCAACAGAUUGCCACAUUUAGCCUCCCUGAAGCUGACAAAGAGGUCUUUACAACACAUCGUGAAUAUCUCAUAUUUGUUCAUUAUGGUGCAUUCUGCUUUGGACUUCUAAUGAUGAUCUUAACGUUCUGUUGUCUGUCUAAAAGAUCUCAAGACAUUAAUGGCAAGGAUAAUGAGGAAGAAAUGAGGACAGUACUAAGAUCUUACAACUGAAAUAUAAGAAAUGCAAGUUUUUUUUGAGAUCUAAAAUAAAAAAUGAGAUUUGUAACAUUCUUACUAUUUAGGUUCAAUUAGGGCAAAUUUUUGUGGAUGUGUUCUUACAAAGAGAAACCCAUUUACCUUUGAAUUCUUACUACACGUAUAAAUUAAGAAAAGUAUUUCUGGGUGUGAUGUGAAAGCCAUGGAAACUGAAACAAAAUAAAUUUAUUUAUAAGAAAUAAUUAUGGUAACUGCAGUACAAUUGUGAAGUUAAAAUAAACAAAUGAUAAAUACAGUCAAUAAAAUGAGCACAACAUGACAAAAUAAAUACUCCUUAAAACAGAACUGAGACAGGCACAAGGUACAAGACCAGACGUAAAAGAAAUGAGGCACACAGAGACAAAAAUAAAUAAAUCAAGCCUACUAAGUGGAAAUGCUAUAAGACAAACAGGUGUAAAGUUUACACUGAGAACUGGACAAGGAAAGCAACAGAGGACUGAAGUAAGAGGAACCGAAAGAACUCUGGGAAGUAUGCUUAAUAAAGAUGGGAUGAAUACAACCUAGGAGAAGACACUUAAUAAAACAGGAGCCUGACUUGUAAGUUUGGGUGGGUCCUAGCAACCCCUCCCCCCCCCCCUCCCAUCAGCCCAGAGGGCCCUGGUAAGUGAUGUACAGCUAAAUUCAGAAUAGACAAGUCAUUUAUUUAAUUAUUUAUAUACAAGAUGGUACAUUGGGUAUGUGAGAGUAUAUAGUAUAAUGUGUUUAAAUCUUGUAAAGCCACUAGUAUGCACAGCAUUUUGGACAGGUCCUUAAUCUAACAAGUAAUAUUAAGUAGGUAAAUUCUAGUAAAAUUUAUAAAAUGUUAAUAGGUACAUUGUAAGAAAAUUUGAUAAAGAUUUGUAGGUAUAUUAAAACACAUUGAUAGCUCUGAUAGCUUGAUUGAUGAUUUGACAAAGAUUAGUAGGUACAUUAAAGCAUAUUGAUAGCACAUAUAAGAUGACACUAAUGAUCACAAUGGUAAAAUUGUUUGGCUUAGGUACAUAGAUACUGGGGGAUUGGGUAGCACUGCAU